Triticum turgidum subsp. durum (durum wheat) is the source of this 396-nucleotide messenger RNA. Lineage: Eukaryota; Viridiplantae; Streptophyta; Magnoliopsida; Poales; Poaceae. The record is from the annotation of a GenBank genome assembly.
AUGGUGGCCGCGGGAGAUCCUCUCCAAGGUCAAGCACGUCCAGGCCAAGCCUGCUGGCCGCCCUCGCGGGUGGCUGGCUCUGCGGCGACGACGGCGGCCUCGUCGUCCCCGGAGGCCACGAUGCCCCUCAAGGCCGACCUGGCGCCCUUGGCGCUCACGCCACUGGUGCGGGCCCUCGUUCACCACAAGCUGGGCGCGCUCGUGCGGGACAAGGUGGUGCACGAGCACGAGGGGUGGAGACUCGUGACCUGCAUCUGGCUCCACGCCGGUGUCGUCCGCCUGCUCGCCAACAUGCUCAACCUCAUGCUCGUUGGGCUCAGGCUCGAGCAGCAGUUCAAAUUCGUGAGAGUCGGCAUCAUCUACCUCGUGUCUGGCUUCGGGGGCAGCGUGAUGUAG